CCUUUUCUCAUCCCCUAGACCAUGUCAGUCUUGACUCGAUCAAUCAUCAACCAAUCCAGUUAGCGAGGUAUUAGAAAACGCUAGAAUACCCUCCGUAUUCGGUAUUCUGUAUUGGCUGGUGUUAGGAACAUUAGGAACUAAGCCACCCUUAUUUCGAUCCGUUAGAGAGGGUCCUGUUCCUGCAUGACAAUACCGUGCGCGAAUUGUGGCAGUCGGACCAUCGGUCUUCCCGCACUCAUUGUGUCAUCGUUCGCUUUUGGCUGCCUGGUGAUACGUGGAACGGUACAGUAAAGUACUGUAGUCGCUAUCGCCCUACACAGCCUUCCUUACCGAUGUCUCGGACUUUGCCCCCGUAACCCGUAAUCCCAUAUAAGACAAGGCGUGGCCGGCUUUGCCACUUCUCCGGUAUGCUCAAGAAUCCAACUUCCGCCUUUGCCCAGUCGAGGAAGCUUGUCACCACUGUUGCGCGAAUACAGCACGCGGAUAACAUCAAUCCUUCACACAAGACUAACACAUCCACCGAAGAACCUCUUCCCGUGCCAUCUAGUAUACCUAUCGGGAAACCACCGCGAUCACGACGACCAAUGUUAGCCCCGAGGAGAGCCAGAGAUCAAUCGCAAGACGGGAAACCGGCUGCUAAACCGCCUAGUGCGGGAAUGUUCCCACUAGGUUACAAGGAAGCCGUAUACCAAUGGUGGAAUAGUGUCUCCCCUACCAUAGCUGAACGGAACGUGAUAUCAUGCAUCCCAUAUCUCCGAGAAGCCGUCGCAUUGUCGACAAGCUCUAGCGCGGAUGUGCCGUCGGCAGAGCAUCCCGGCCAGACUGAAACGUCGACGAAGAUCGAUCCCUACGGACCAAGAGUAUGGAAAUCCACGAUGGUCACUUUGUCGGGCAAGAAUAGAGCCUUGAACGAAUUCUCUGUGGAGCGUGUCGGAGAACCAGUUGACGAUACACUAGUUAUGCUCCAUGGAUACGGGGCCGGACUGGGAUUUUAUUACAAGAACUUCGAGAGCCUAAGUCGCUCUCAGGGCUGGAAACUCUAUGCCUUGGAUUGGCUAGGAAUGGGUAACUCCAGCAGGCCACCAUUCAGGAUCUGCGCAAAAGAUCAGGCGGCGAAGAUCACAGAAGCAGAGAACUGGUUCAUAGAUGCCCUAGAGGAAUGGCGGAAGAUUCGAAAAAUUGAGAAGUUUACUCUUCUUGGCCAUUCGCUAGGUGGAUACUUGGGGGUAUCUUAUGCGCUCAAAUAUCCAGGUCACAUAAACAAACUUAUUCUCGCUUCUCCAGUCGGGAUACCCGAGGAUCCCUACGCUGUCAACGCUGACAUGCCAGAGCCUACGGAAUCGACGUUCCAAGAUGAAUUCUCCGCCGACCAACAAACAACAACCGAGGGACAUGGAAAUAGGGCUCUUAACGGAAACAAUAAAGGACAAGAACCAGACGCCAAUGCUCCGAAGAAGCGACCAUAUCCUCCGUGGUUAGUCUGGUUAUGGGAUGCUAACGUGUCACCAUUCAGCAUUAUUCGACUAGCAGGACCAUUAGGACCACGAGUCGCUUCGGGCUGGACCUCUCGCCGAUUUAAUCAUCUGACACCAGAGGAAAAAGACACGCUUCACGAUUAUGCAUACUCGAUCUUCAAGCAGAGGGGCAGCGGUGAAUAUGCGUUACCGUAUCUCCUCGCUCCAGGCGCACAUGCUAGGAGUCCCAUCAUCAAUAGAAUCCAGCGCGUGGGUAGACAAGUCAUCACCCCCACAACAGAGUCCUCCCCUGCCGUAAAGGAGCAGGGAUACCCGAUCGUCUUCAUGUACGGCGAGAACGACUGGAUGGACGUAGCGGGCGGUCUAGCAGCUGAAGAGAAGCUCAAGCAGGCCAAACUGAACAUAUUAUUAAACGGCACCGAGGAAGAGAAACGAAAUGACAACGGGAGUGCGAAGGUUGUCAUCGUUAGUAAGGCCGGGCACCACUUAUACCUCGACAACCCCGACGAAUUCAACGAUUACGUCCGUAAAGAGCUAGAAGAUACUCGAAAACAGACGCUGCGAGAAAAGGGGUCGUCCUAGGUACAGUUUUGGUGCUUAUGAGAUGUGGUUUUCGGGAUGCAUUGCCUGGCGUUCCGGUUAGGCCUUAGAUUACAGGACUUGGGGUUGAUUACAGCAUAAAACUAAUGGUUAGGGACAAUGUGCCCCCAUUGCUCCCUAUUCACAAUUUACACUAUACUACCUGCUACCUAUACACUACGUCAUAGUAUAUGUGUAUCCUUAAUAAGGGGGUCAAAGCUCUUCUUAGAGUUGAAGCGAUGUAUAAUUUUUUUAUCUUAUCAGAUGGAUCACGGACUAUCGUAUGUAGUACACACUGUAUGUCUCUAUUCCAGUACAGUGUUUAGUAGUAGGCUGAGCAUCCUAUCUAUUAAACGCCAUUGUCUAUAAUCCUUCAGCUGCAAUGCAUAAAUAACUGUACCUACCUUCCUUAUGAUACUACU
Messenger RNA from Annulohypoxylon truncatum, 2476 nucleotides. Its product is annotated as alpha/beta-hydrolase. Gene Ontology annotation, molecular function: A2-type glycerophospholipase activity. Gene Ontology annotation, cellular component: mitochondrial inner membrane. Gene Ontology annotation, biological process: cardiolipin acyl-chain remodeling. The coding region runs from base 408 to 2057 and encodes 549 amino acids. The record is from RefSeq and is a predicted model, not a curated record. NCBI's taxonomy places the organism in Eukaryota, Fungi, Ascomycota, Sordariomycetes, Xylariales, Hypoxylaceae. The transcript has 2 exons.